AUGGAGCCCCCCGAGCCCCGGGGCGGGCGCGGCGGGCACGGCGGCAGCAGCACUCCCGCGGCUCCCUCUCUCUCCGCAGGCUGCUGGGCGGUGACCGGGCCCGGCACCGUGCGGGGAUUCCUGGGGGGGUCCCUCUCGGUGAGCUGCUCGUACCGGGCUGGCCAGGAGACGAAGCCGAAAUUCUGGUGCACACCGGCAACAGCUGUUUUUAUCUGUGAAGAUGACAUCGUCAUCACCUCGGAGCGCCGGCCCGUGGUGCGGCGGGGCCGAUUCUCCAUCCAGGAUGAUCGCACACGGCGGGUGUUCACGGUGACCGUGGAGCGCCUGACCAAGCGGGACGCGGGCACCUACCGCUGCGGGGUGCGAUGGAGCAAGGCCUGGCCUGAUGAGAGUGCCGAGGUGAAGCGCCGGCCCGUGGUGCGGCGGGGCCGAUUCUCCAUCCAGGAUGAUCGCACACGGCGGGUGUUCACGGUGACCGUGGAGCGCCUGACCAAGCGGGACGCGGGCACCUACCGCUGCGGGGUGCGAUGGAGCAAGGCCUGGCCUGAUGAGAGUGCCGAGGUGAAGGUGAUCGUGUCCCCAGCCCUCUCCAGAGCAGCUGUAGAGAUGGACAGCACUCACGGCGUGUUGCAUACAGGAGAGGAUGCCUUGAACUACGCCAACAUUAACCACCACACGGGCACGGCCGAGAGCCAGUUGUACAGCAAUGCCGAGGCUUUCCGCUGCUUGGCAAACACUACGACGGAAUACAUGGAGGUUAAGCGGAGCAAUAAGUGUUUGGAAGAGGAAAAAGAGGCUACAUAUGCCAGUGUGAGGAAUUCCGUGCCGGAGCAGCAGGAGAUCUACGUCAACAUGCCGUCAGCCCCACGGCCCAGAGAAGAGCCCUGCAGCACAGUGCGGAGGGCGUGA
Nipponia nippon (crested ibis) is the source of this 909-nucleotide messenger RNA. The record is from RefSeq and is a predicted model, not a curated record. Lineage: Eukaryota; Metazoa; Chordata; Aves; Pelecaniformes; Threskiornithidae.